Pezoporus occidentalis (night parrot) is the source of this 1270-nucleotide messenger RNA. It is a transcript of the gene SLC25A27, whose product is annotated as solute carrier family 25 member 27. Lineage: Eukaryota; Metazoa; Chordata; Aves; Psittaciformes; Psittacidae. The record is from RefSeq and is a predicted model, not a curated record. Gene Ontology annotation, molecular function: transmembrane transporter activity. Gene Ontology annotation, biological process: response to cold.
UGCCAGACAGCAGCGCUGGUGACAGACUACAUUUCCCAGGAGGCUGUUGUAGAAGACUCUCCUGUGUCACUGCACCAGGACCCUGCAGCUCUGCAGGAGGCACUUGUGCUGCUGCAGUUCUUGCUGCUGGCGCUGGAGGACCAUGACCGUCGAUAAUUAGUCAGGUAAACGACCCAGAACAGAGCUGGGCUAGGGUCUGCUUUUGCUGCAGACCCUAGCAGGGCGGCUGGUUCGCCCUGUUUCAUGCUGGACGCUAGAUGUCACCUGCAGAAGAAGAGAAGAGCUUACCUCUUCCAGAGAGAUGGCCCCGAGCCAGCAAAUUCGCUCUGUCAGCCUGUGCAGCCGCUGUGGCAGAACUAGUGACAUUUCCCCUUGACCUGACAAAAACUCGACUGCAGGUCCACGGUGAAGCUGCUGUUCGUGGCAGUGGAGCUGGUACUGGGCAGGCGGUCCCUUACCGCGGCAUGCUGCACACUGCAGCUGGCAUCGUCAAGCUCUGGCAAGGAGCCACGCCAGCCGUCUACUGACACAUAGUGUACUCUGGUGUUCGGAUGGUUGCAUACGAGCAUCUCCAUGACUCUGUGCUUGGCAGGGCUGAAGAUGGGAGCUUUCCCUUCUGGAAAGCUGUAGUUGGAGGCAUGUGUGCGGGUGCCAUCGGACAGCUUUUUGCCAGUCCAACUGAUCUGGUGAAGGUGCAGAUGCAGAUGGAGGGAAGAAGGAAGUUGGAAGAAAAGCCGUUACGGUUUCAAGGAGUGCACCAUGCGUUUAUGAAGAUCCUGUCUGAAGGAGGAGUACGGGGGCUUUGGGCUGGAUGGGUGCCAAAUGUCCAGAGAGCUGCUCUGGUGAACAUGGGAGAUUUGACCACUUAUGACUCAGUGAAACACUUCUUGCUUCUGAAUACGCCACUUGUGGACAAUGGUGUGACUCACAGUGUUGCCAGCUGCUGUUCUGGCCUGGUAGCUGCUGUCCUGGGAACUCCUGCUGAUGUGGUGAAAACCCAGGUAAUGAACCAGCCAAGAGACAAGCAGGGAAGAGGUCUUCUGUGUAAGUCUUCCAUGGACUGCUUAAUUCAAACUGUACAGGGUGAAGGGUUUAUGUCUCUAUACAAAGGCUUUAUACCAACCUGGAUGCGAAUGUUGAGGAGGAAAGUGACGGAGUGGCUUCGGUGCGCACCUGGCCUCCAGCCAGGGUCAAUGCACCAGUUCUAGAUAACUCUUUGCAACUAGUACCUUCAAUGCGACAAUAUCCGAUUAAAUGCAGUUUAGACGUC